Molecule: messenger RNA, 945 nt
Organism: Sus scrofa (pig)
Lineage: Eukaryota; Metazoa; Chordata; Mammalia; Artiodactyla; Suidae
Source: RefSeq, a predicted model, not a curated record
AUGGUCCAGAGCAACCACACCAACGUGAAGGAAUUUGUCUUCCUGGAAAUCACUCACUUCCGGGAACUGGAGCUUUUCUUGUUUGUGGCUUUCCUUGCUGUUUAUGUAGCAACUGUGCUGGGCAAUGCCCUCAUUGUAGUGACCAUCACCUGCGAGUCCCCCCUCCACACUCCCAUGUACUUUCUCCUGCGGAACAAAUCUGUCCUGGACAUUGCUUUUUCAUCUGUCACCGUUCCCAAAUUCCUGGUGGAUCUUUUAUCAGAGAGGAAAGCCAUCUCCUACGAUGGCUGCAUGGCUCAGAUCUUUUUCUUCCACUUUGCUGGUGGGGCAGAUAUUUUUUUCCUCUCUGUGAUGGCCUAUGACAGAUACCUUGCAAUCUCCAAACCUCUGCACUAUGUAACCAUUAUGAGGAGAGAGUUGUGGUUGGCCUUGGUGGUGGCUUCCUGGGUGGGUGGUGGUUUGCACUCCAUUGUUCAGAUUAUUCUGAUGCUUCCACUCCCCUUCUGUGGCCCCAAUGUCCUGGUUGCCUUCUACUGUGACGUGCCCCAGGUGGUUAAGCUGGCCUGCACCGACACCUUUGCUCUGGAGCUGCUCAUGAUCUCUAACAAUGGGCUGGUGACCCUGCUGUGGUUGCUCUUGCUCCUGGGGUCCUACACGAGCAUUCUGGUGAUGCUGAGAUCUCAUUCUGGGGAGGGCCGGAACAAAGCCCUCUCCACCUGCACCUCCCACAUCCUGGUGGUGACUCUUCAUUUCGUGCCUUGCGUGUACAUCUACUGCCGGCCCUUCUCUACGCUGCCCAUGGACACAGCUGUGUCCAUCAGUAACACAGUCCUCACCCCCAUGCUGAACCCCAUGAUCUACACUCUGAGGAACCAGGAGAUGAAGUCAGCCAUGAAGAGAAUGCAGAGGUGGCUUGGGCCUUUUGAAAGCAAUAAAUUGGGAUGA